Linnemannia hyalina is the source of this 315-nucleotide messenger RNA. Lineage: Eukaryota; Fungi; Mortierellomycota; Mortierellomycetes; Mortierellales; Mortierellaceae. The record is from the annotation of a GenBank genome assembly.
AUGUCCGCCAUCGCCCGCACCUUCACCCGCACUCCCUUCCGCCGCGCCAUCCAGAUCCGCCGCGGUGGUCACCACGAGGGCUACAACCAGCCCACCGGAUACCUCUUCGGAGAGAAGCCUUUGGCCCCUGGUGCCAAGCGCGUCAAGGAGGACUGGGAGCCCUUGAUGUUCUACGGAUUCUUCGGCUCCAUGAUCUUUGGUACCGCUCUUGUCUACUACAAGCCCGAUACCAACGUCCACACCUGGGCCUACAGGGAGGCUAAGGCAAGGAUGGCCGCACGUGGCGAGACCGUCGAGUACAAGAAGCAGGAAUAA